GAAAUCCAAAUGCCAGUGUCCCACUUCUGCUUUGUUCUUUACUUCUUGGACCCUUCACCUCUCUCUUCGUUCUUUUCUUGCUUCUAACAAACUCUCUCUCUCUCUCUCUCUCAGGCCUCUUCCUUCUCCUUAAUCAUACUCAUCCCACUCUCAUUUUCCUAUUUCUGACUCUUACAAAUUAUUUGUUUUAUUAUUACAGAGUCUUGAAGUCAAGGAUCUCACCAUGCAAACAGCAUCUUACAAUCAUCCUCUAUUCUGUUUCUCUUGCAGAAACUUUAGUGCACAUGGGAAGACUAGUUCAAUGAAAUUUCGUGCACCAUAUCCCUCUCAACUAGAUCGCAAAUGUGAAUUCAACGGGAGACCUAAUGUUUAUAACUCCCCCAUACCUGUAAAAUUAAACAGACUGUUUGCUCUUCCUAACACUGGUGACAGCCAUCCAUCGGCUUCUAUGACUGAUGAUGAAAUGAACACAAACCAUGCUCCUAAUGGGCCGUUUCUCAGCAACUGGUCGCCCCCGAGAUACCUGUGGAGGGGAUUAUCAGUUUUAAUCCUGACAGGGCAGGUUAUUAUGAGGACUUUAAAGGGAAAGAUUCAUUGGAGGAAUACUCUACAACAAUUGGAGAGAGUUGGUCCAAGAUCAGUUGGGGUGUGUCUUUUAACUUCGGCCUUUGUGGGCAUGGCCUUCACGAUUCAAUUUGUAAGAGAGUUCACUAGGUUGGGAUUGAAUAGAUCUGUGGGUGGGGUUUUAGCUUUGGCUUUCUCAAGGGAGCUAAGUCCCGUGGUUACCUCAAUUGUGGUUGCUGGGCGCAUUGGAAGCGCUUUUGCAGCUGAAUUAGGAACUAUGCAGGUUUCUGAGCAGACUGACACGCUGAGAGUUCUUGGUUCAGACCCUGUUGAUUAUCUGGUGACACCAAGAGUGAUCGCUACUUGUAUUGCACUGCCUCUUUUGACCCUAUUGUGUUUUACAUUGGGGUUGGCAUCUAGUGCCCUUCUUGCUGAUGGUGUUUAUGGGGUGAGCAUUAACAUUAUAUUGGAUUCAGCUCAGCGAGCUCUCAGAUCAUGGGAUAUUAUUAGUGCAAUGAUCAAGUCUCAGGUUUUUGGUGCUAUCAUAUCUAUAGUGAGUUGUGCAUGGGGAGUUACAACUUUGGGAGGUGCUAAAGGUGUUGGGGAAUCCACAACAUCAGCGGUGGUUAUUUCUCUUGUUGGCAUCUUCAUUGCCGACUUUGCUCUUUCUUAUUGUUUCUUCCAAGGAGCAGGAGAUCAGCUGAAGAAUUGCAUUUAAGCAACUAACUUUGUGUCUGCAAUUUUGCUCAUAUGUACAAAAUGAAUGGUAUGACUUCUCUAUAAGAGCCGUGAUAAAAAUCUUUUUACAAUUUGCAACUGUCCAUGAAUCUUGUUCUUUUCUUAGUUAUGGGUAGCUAAGUUUACAUAUACAUAUCUAUGUAUGAUUGCAAGUCCUUUAAAUUCAGUCAAGAAUAUUUUUCCUUAAGAAAAAAUGUGUUAACUAUUAGAUUAUUCUUAUAAUUUUUGUAAGUUACAAUGAAAUGAUAUUUUGUUAUGUCAAAUAGGCUAUAAUGUUGUGAUCCAUUUGAUGAUUGAUUCAUAAUUAGCUGAGGGUAUGUAAUAACUUUUCUUUUAGUAAGUGAGUUCAACAAGUAAAAAAAAAAAUUGUUUUUGGCCUGAGUAAUUUUAAAAAGUAAAAACAAGAAUAAACGCACUUCAGGAAACUGUUGGAAUUCCAACUCUGGGAAGUGGCCUGAUGAGCAGAUCCACUUGUUGGCCUCUCUGAUAAUGUGAUGAUUGGAUGGCUUCAAAACCAUUAGCAAGAACAUGGAUAUCCUAGAUAAUCUUGUAGGAAGGGUGAGACCCUUCACACUUUUUAACCAUUAGGUGUCCAGACAGGUGUAGGGACUGCAGCUGCGAUAGUGAUGGGUAAGUCUACUGAUGUUGUGGAUGCUAUUGCAAACCUUUCUUACUUCUACAAGAAUGAGGGCUGCGGGCAGUGUGCACCAUAUAGGGAUAGAACAUGGUGUCUUUGGAUGAACAUGGAAAUAUUGAAAGUUGGGAAUGCAAAGCUGGAGUAAGUGAUAUGCUUCAGGAGAUUGUAAUGAAAGGCUGCUUCAUGAUCAGAGCUUUGGAGAAGGAUUAGAGAGUAUGCAGAAAAGGAGUUGGUGGAAACCACUGAUUUGGCUUACACUGAGGCUGUUUUAUAAAUCUUAUUUUCUUAAUUUUUUAUUGAAAUGAUUCUCGUUCUUUUCCUGAUCAUAUAUGAUUAUUGAUUGGGCUUGAAAAUUGCAGAAAAACGUAAUGGUAAAAGGAGAGGAAAAAAAAUAGUUUUGCU
This is a messenger RNA of Abrus precatorius (Indian licorice), 2341 nucleotides long. RefSeq names its product protein TRIGALACTOSYLDIACYLGLYCEROL 1, chloroplastic. The record is from RefSeq and is a predicted model, not a curated record. NCBI's taxonomy places the organism in Eukaryota, Viridiplantae, Streptophyta, Magnoliopsida, Fabales, Fabaceae. Gene Ontology annotation, biological process: phospholipid transport. Gene Ontology annotation, cellular component: ATP-binding cassette (ABC) transporter complex. Bases 224 to 1282 code for a protein of 352 amino acids. The transcript has 2 exons.